UUCAUAAAACAAUGUGUUAAGCGAUAACUUCCUUCUCGCGCGCGAAAACAUCUGUUUUCCUUCCACUUUCGACCAAUCGGAAGCGAGCCGAUGCCGACGUCAUACUUACAUCUGGUGAAGAUGACGUCAAUAAAUUACUCUCUUUAUAGAUUUUUCACGGGCCUUUUAAUAAUCAUUUUCAAAAUAUAUAAUUUUUGAAUUUCCUAAUUAAUUUUUUCGUAUUUAAGUUCAUUAAAUAUACACAAUUGGUCAUUCAAAUGUCACGACUUGUUACGGUUUCUCGCGUUACCUAAAGACGUAAUCGUUUUCGGUUGUUUACGUAAAUAUUAAUGACGCAGCUUACUAAAAAUGGAAUAAUAACGAAUAAAAAGCCGCAUUUUGUUUGCUUUAAAAGCCGUGUCACGUGAUCGGGUACUUAAAGAAGUCGAUCUUCAGUUUUUAGACAAUCGAACUCUGUUUUAUGUCAAGCACGAAAUAUGAAUAAAGCUUUGUCAAAUUUAAGAGGCACUCUACGAGGUUUCGCCUCUCCCCUUCGUCGCGCGACUGAUGGAAUCGAAACGAGUUUCUUGGCUGCAGUUAAUAUCGGGUGGGAAGGAAAUCGGCGCAGCGUCGCCUCGCCCACUGGCAAGGACGUGUCCCAAAAAUAUAACUUACGCCCAGCUCGAAUUACUCGACGCUUCGACUCCAUCGACUGACGAUGUUUACCGACGAUAAAAACUCACGGGACACUUCCGAAGACUGGUCACGUACUAGCCCCAAUUUGGAGAGGGAUUCUUUAGAGGAGUUGAGGGAGGAGAGACAGCACAGUCCCGUUUUAACCCAUUCUUUAAGGGUUAGAUCGCCUUCCAGGCAUUGCUCUUCCCCCAGGCGGCCUUACGCUUUAGAAUGCUGUCGAAUACCUACUCCUACGUAUUGUUGCAGCCCAGUUCCUCGCUGUGUACAGAUGGAUGUCAUGCCAUACUGUUGUCAGCAUCCUUAUGCGUGUACUCCCCUGUGGAUGAGGAGUUCUCCCACACCUCAAAUGGUCUGUCAUACUCCUAACUAUUCCAGGGGGGAGGACUCUUGGAGGAAGUAUUUCAAGCCCCAGGACCAGUCUGAAGAAUGCCAGCAGUUGCAGGAAAAGUUGCAAACUUUAGAAAAUGAUAAACAGAAUUUGCUGUUGCAGGUGAAUGUGCUAACGGAACAAAUUGACAUCCAGACCGAUAAAAUUCAGGAAUUGGAAACUGAAUUACAAAAGAAAAAGAAACAGCUUGCUAAUUCAGAAGAGAUGUUGCAGCAGGAAAUUAUGUCUCGUGCCUCUUUGGAAAACAGUCGUUUAGAUCUUUUGACCGAAAUUUCCAGCUUACGACUGCAGCUGGCUGCAUCUCAGCAAAAACAAUUUGGCUUUGAGGAGAAAUAUAAAAAAUUGGAGAAUGAACUAUUAAGGAACAGGCUUUUAACUAAGAGUACUGAAUCAGUGCUUCAGCCUUGGAUGCUGAGUACAAAGUCUACUGCAGAACCAAGUACAGAAAUUGAAAAACUCAGGAAAACUUUAGAAUCAGUUAUGGAAGCUAAUAAAGAUAAAGAAAAGAAAAUCAUAGACUUAAAAACAGCUGUUAACAGAUAUAAAGAUCUGCAAGAAAUUCUUUCAGGUGAAGAAGGAAAUGUAGAUGCUCCUCAAGAUCUUCGAACUUCUCACGAUUCAUUAUUUGUUCCCUCUCCCUAUGGAACAGUAAAUUCAAAAAAAUCUGAAUAUAAUUAUCAUUCCUUCGGUAAGCCUCCUCCCACACCAAGAUCCAUAGAUGUCAUGAGGCCAUUUUCUGCAGAUUUGUUUCGAUCUAGUCCUUUCAAGGAGCCAAAUAUUCAAAGUGGUGGAAACUUACUUCGCCCUUAUUCCAAAACUCCACCACCCAGAUUUCAUUCCAGCAGUUUGUCUAGACCACCGAGCUUUGAAGCAUCAUCGUUUAUACACAUUCCUACUAAAUCGGUAAUAAGUGGCAGUGAGAUAUGGGAAACACCACAAAGUAAAUCGAAUCCUACUUCUCCCACUACUCAAGCCAUAUCAUAUCAAAGUCUUUAUAAUCCCAGUUUGGAUAAUUUCAAUACUGCAAGGAAUAAACGUUCAGGAUUUAUGAACAACAGUUGGUUCAAAAGGAAAAAGCGAAGCAAUAGUACUCCAGAAUUAGCACAAUGUGAAAUGAAAGACUUCGAUGAAAGAGCCUCUAUGCGCAGUUCUAGAAGUCGUUAUUCAUCUUUACCCACAAGUCCUGUACCAGUUGGAAAGGAAAAAAAAGGUUUUAGAAAGUUAUUUGGCAGAGCAAAACAAGAUAAAUUUUCAAAAUUAAAUCAAAAUGAACAAACUUUAGACAGGUUAAACAAAGAAUGGUCACCUUCUCUCACAACUGAUCCAAUCCCCAAAACAAAAAUGAAAUUCACUGUAGAAGGAAUUGGUGUACCUUUCUCUAAUUGGGAUACUGACACAGUUGUCGAAUGGAUGGACGAAAUUGGUCUAGGAAUGUAUCGUAAUGAAUGCAAAAAAUGGAUCAAAAAUGGUGAUCAGUUAUUAAAGGCAACUAAUGCCAACCUAGAAAAAGAAUUAAAAAUCAAAAAUAGUCUGCACCGUAAGAAACUUCGACUAGCUUUACAGACAAUAGGAUCUGAAAGCAGAGGACUGGACGAGAUAGCAGGACAGUUAGAUUAUCAUUGGGUAAUUAGCUGGUUAGAUGAUAUUGGCUUGCCACAGUACAAAGAUAUAUUUGCUGAAGCUCGUAUAGACGGAAGGGUUUUGCACUAUCUCACUGUUGAAGAUUUGAUUACUUUAAAAGUAACAAAUUUAUUACAUUUCACCAGUAUCAAGAGAGGCAUUCAAAUGCUGAGAAGAUAUAAUUUUCAUCCUUCUUGCUUGAUAAGAAGAUCAGUUCCAAAUGAAGAAAUCUCAGCAAACUUAAUUAUUAGAUGGACAAAUCACAGGAUUAUGGAAUGGUUGAAAACUGUUGAUCUUUCAGAAUAUGCUCCUAAUUUAAGAGGAAGUGGUGUCCAUGGAGCUUUAAUGGUGUAUGAAAAUAGUUUUAAUGGGGAUCUUUUAGCAUCUUUACUCAAUAUACCUUCUUCUAAGACACUUCUAAGAAGACAUCUGUCUCUUCGCUUUAAAGAACUUUUAGGCAGUGAAGUAAUGCAGAAUAAGAGAGAUUCUGAAAACAAACCCGGUUUUAUCAUCCUCACACCAACUGCUAAAAUCAAGGCAGGGCGAAAGAGACACUUUAGACUCAGUUUCCGAAACAGAUCCAUGCUGGACAUGGAAGAUUUUGUUUGUCCUCUGGAGACCAAUUUACCUGAUUAUAAUAUUCAGAUUAUUCCACAGGAAACAGAUUCAAAAAAGGAUAAUGAAAAAGAAACAGAAGAUUUAUCCUUACCAGUAACAGAUACAAGUGUGUAACAACUCAGUUAUCAUAAUAUUAAUAAAAUAACACAAUGGUUUUCAAUCAGAA
This is a messenger RNA of Centruroides sculpturatus (bark scorpion), 3467 nucleotides long. RefSeq names its product liprin-beta-1-like. Gene Ontology annotation, biological process: neuromuscular junction development. The transcript has 20 exons. Gene Ontology annotation, cellular component: presynaptic active zone. NCBI's taxonomy places the organism in Eukaryota, Metazoa, Arthropoda, Arachnida, Scorpiones, Buthidae. The record is from RefSeq and is a predicted model, not a curated record. The coding region runs from base 698 to 3415 and encodes 905 amino acids. Gene Ontology annotation, molecular function: protein binding.